GGAGGACGUGAUGAGGUGGUGGAAGCUGGCUUGGCUGGACCUCUCAAGCUUUCGCCUAACGGACAAAGGCGCAAGUGGAGGAGCCCGAGGAAACGUCGGUCACCGCUCAGAUCUUCACGGGCUUGAGAAAACUUUGAAACAAGUACAAGACUUGCAUGCAAAGUUUUCCUUGCUGAGCUUCUGCGACGUACUGUACAUGGCAGCUGCGUUGGCGCUUGAAGAGAUGGGAUUAUCUCCUGUCCCCAUUAUCUACGGCAGGCUCGACGAUGAGAUGGGGGAUAGGGAUGAAGAAGCAAGGCCUGAAGCUCCUGAUUUCGAGGGACCAGAGUACGAGAAGCCAGAUGGCAACCCAGGAGCAGGAAACGAGGAAACAGAAGAAGAUAAAGCCGCGGAGAAGGAGGAACAAGCAGAAGGCGGGGACGAGGUGGAGGCGGCCCCGAAGGAGAAGCAGAUUAAGGCAUCAAAGGCGCAGCUGACAGUGCGAUUGGAGAGGAUGAGUCUGACGGAUAGGGAGCAGGUUGUGCUUGUCGGGAUGUAUAUUGCGAUGAAGGCCCGCUCAACCAACCCUUCUGCGACGAUCUCUAAUGCAUGCUUGCACAAUUUCGUUCAAGGGCAGGACCGUCUUUCUGAUACAGACCGGCACCAACAGGAUGAAAUUUUCAAGGGACAGACGUCGCCUGCCUGCUCGACUUUGAUGUCAAGCAAACAUCUCCAGGAUGAUGUUAGAAGGCUUGCGUCUAGCAACGAUCUCUUCCUCAUUGAGGCCAAGGCUCUAAUGGCUAAACUCUUCGCACUGGGUGCCACUUUCAAUCCUCAAGAAGGAAUCUAUCUCUGACAGUAGCUUGUUGCCAUGAUUGAACUUGAUCCUGAUCAUGAAUAGACAUCUGUAAUGACG
Messenger RNA from Guillardia theta CCMP2712, 895 nucleotides. RefSeq lists its product as hypothetical. The record is from RefSeq and is a predicted model, not a curated record. The coding region runs from base 11 to 835 and encodes 274 amino acids. The transcript has 11 exons. NCBI's taxonomy places the organism in Eukaryota, Cryptophyceae, Pyrenomonadales, Geminigeraceae. Gene Ontology annotation, molecular function: peroxidase activity; heme binding. Gene Ontology annotation, biological process: response to oxidative stress.